Carcharodon carcharias (great white shark) is the source of this 2295-nucleotide messenger RNA. RefSeq names its product mitogen-activated protein kinase 14. The coding region runs from base 329 to 1405 and encodes 358 amino acids. Gene Ontology annotation, cellular component: nucleus; cytoplasm. The record is from RefSeq and is a predicted model, not a curated record. Gene Ontology annotation, molecular function: ATP binding; MAP kinase activity. The transcript has 13 exons. Lineage: Eukaryota; Metazoa; Chordata; Chondrichthyes; Lamniformes; Lamnidae. Gene Ontology annotation, biological process: protein phosphorylation; intracellular signal transduction.
AGGGGAAGUGCGGGAGCUCGGGCCCCGGGUGUCUGAUGUCAGUCGGGAGCUGCCGCUCUUGAACCGGCCCCCUCAAUGCUUCAGAUGCCUGGGAGACUGCCCCUGUAUGGGUAUCACCGUCACAUCGUGACUUAAAAGCAGCGACAACUGCUCUCCCCCCCCCCCCCCUUCCAAUCAAUUCAAGUCGGCCGUUGUUAUUUUAUUUAAAUAUAAAAGGGGCGGCAUCUUUUAAAAUUUUAAAUUCUUUGCAGCAACUCCCACCUCCCUACAGCUUCCCCCCCCCCCCCCCCCAACCUCCCUUGCAAGAGGAGAGCAGCCUCUCUCCACCAUGUCAGCAGUCAGGCCGCACUUUUACAAACAGGAGUUGAAUAAGACAAUUUGGGAAGUGCCGGAGCGAUACCAGAACCUCUCCCCCGUCGGCUCAGGGGCUUACGGCUCCGUCUGCUCUGCUUUUGACACAAAAUCGUCUGUUCGCGUGGCAGUAAAAAAACUUUCCAGACCAUUUCAAUCUGUCAUUCAUGCAAAACGAACAUACAGAGAGCUACGAUUGUUGAAACAUAUGAAACAUGAAAAUGUAAUUGGCCUAUUGGAUGUUUUCACACCAGCAACAACUUUGGAAGAUUUUACAGAUGUGUAUUUGGUGACAAACCUAAUGGGAGCAGACCUAAACAAUAUAGUUAAAUGUCAGAAGCUUACGGAUGACCAUGUACAGUUCCUAAUUUAUCAGAUAAUUCGGGGCCUUAAGUAUAUUCAUUCAGCUGGAAUCAUACAUAGAGAUUUGAAACCCAGCAAUCUAGCAGUGAAUGAAGAUUGUGAGCUAAAGAUCUUGGACUUUGGAUUGGCUCGUCAUACUGAUGAUGAGAUGACUGGAUAUGUAGCCACUAGAUGGUACAGAGCUCCAGAGAUAAUGCUAAAUUGGAUGCAUUACAAUCAAACAGUUGAUAUUUGGUCUGUUGGCUGCAUUAUGGCAGAAUUGCUGACAGGAAAGACUCUGUUUCCAGGCACAGACCAUAUUAACCAGCUUCAGCAGAUCAUGAGAUUGACAGGAACCCCUCCUGCUUCCUUAAUUAACAGGAUGCCCAGCCACGAGAACCCUAGCUUUAAGAAAAUGGGCUGUCUCUUUCACAUCUUUCUUGGACAAUGUGAUGGUUUCCUGAAAUUGAGGCUAGAAACUACAUACAAUCCUUACAGCAUAUGCCAAAGCAGAGCUUUGAAGAUGUAUUCAUUGGAGCAAAUCCUCAAGCUGUUGACCUUUUGGAGAAAAUGCUUGUGCUGGACACAGAUAAGAGGAUCACAGCGGCAGAAGCUUUGGCUCAUUCAUAUUUCUCUCAGUAUCAUGACCCGGAUGAUGAACCUGAAGCAGACCCUUACGAUCAGUCGUUUGAAAGCCGAGAGCUUGAAAUAGAAGAAUGGAAAAGAUUAACCUACGAAGAAGUACUCAGCUUUGUGCCACCAGAGUUACAAGUCGAGAAUAUGGAAAUUUGAGCCAUAAAAAUCUUACUUCUGUAUUCAGAUCUUUUGUAUCGCAUCACUGUGAGGACUUAACCAGUUCGACUGAUGGUUCUUUCCAAUAUUAUCAAGUGCCUACCAUGGUCUUGAUGACGGAUUGUUUGUGGGUGAGGGCAAAAUAGAACUUUUAUAACAAUUCUUCUACAUCCUGCAUGUUUUGCUAAAUCCUGAGCAAGCUUUUUGUAUAUUGUCAUUAUCAUCCACUGUGAACUCUGUUUGCUAACUAAAUCUCUUGCAAGCACUUGUAUUCGAACUGGUAAACUUUUGUGUAUUUGUAUGCUUUAUUUUCAAAAUUGCAUACUAUUUUAAAUGUUCAAUUACAUGUACAAAAAAACACCCAAAACUAAAAAAAAUGCAAGCAGUAAUUGUUACUUUUAUAAAAAGUACAAAUGGGAUGUACAUUAAUUUAUAGACUUAUUUGCUGUUUACAGCAUAAAGGGGUGAUUGUUUUUAUUGUGAUUUCAUUUUUAAAACCUACUUUGUUCAGCAAUACUACUACAAACUAAAAGAACGCAUGUCUUUGUUUAUAAAAUAUUGGAACAGGAAUGUUAUAGCACAAAUUCAACGAUUUAGAUUUACUUAUUUGUAUUAAAAUUCUUCAACACUCUUGUGUAAGGUUAAGUAGAAUUAUGAAAAAUAUUUUCCAUACUGUAAUAACUACUCCAGUUGUCCGAUUAUACCUGUAGAUUUAUUUGUUGUAAUUGGAAUGUGACUUACCAGGUGUGACAUUGUAGUAAGACCAUACAAUAAACUACUCUGAAAUAAAUUCAGAUGCUUUUUCAAAAA